CAACACUCACAUUGCUCAAGUGUGCCCUGGAGCCUGGCCAAGCUGCUGCCCUUGUGAAAGAUAUCCUGCAGAGCUUCACAGUCCAGAGACGCCAUCUGAGAAGCCAUUUCUGCCACGCCUCUGAAGGAUUUCUCAACUAACUCCUGUAGCUCCCAGCCAUGUGGCUGUACCUGGCGACUCUCGUGGGCCUCUACUACCUUCUGCGCUGGUACCGGGAGAGACAGGUGGUGAGCCGCCUCCAAGACAAGUAUGUCCUUAUCACGGGCUGUGACUCGGGCUUCGGAAACCUGCUGGCCCGGCAGCUGGAUCUGCGAGGCUUGAGGGUGCUGGCUGCAUGUCUGACAGAGAAGGGGGCUGAGCAGCUGAGGGGCCAGACGUCAGACAGGCUGGAGACAGUGAUCCUGGAUGUCACCAAGACAGAGAGCAUCGCUGCGGCUACCCAAUGGGUGAAGGAGAGAACGGGGGACAGAGGACUCUGGGGCCUGGUGAAUAACGCUGGCGUCUCUGUGCCCACGGCACCCAAUGAGUGGCUGACCAAACAGGACUUUAUGAAGAUACUCGACAUAAACCUGUUGGGGGUGAUUGAGGUGACCCUGAGUCUGCUGCCCCUGGUGAGGAAGGCGAGGGGCCGUGUGGUCAAUGUCGCCAGCGUCAUGGGUCGUGUAGUCUUCAAUGGUGGGGGCUACUGCAUCUCCAAGUACGGUGUCGAGGCUUUCUCCGACUCCCUCAGGAGGGAACUCUCCCACUUUGGGGUGAAGGUGGCCAUCAUCGAGCCCGGUUUUUUCAAGACCCCUUUGGCCAAUCCUGAGAUGAUUUCUGCGAAAGCAAAGGAGGCAUGGGAUCAGGCCAGCCCAGAAGUCAAGGAGAGUUAUGGGGAGAACUUCCUGGCAUCCACCUUGAAAGCAAUGCAAUUGUUGGAGAAAAUGUCGACCAAUGAUCUGUCCUUGGUAACCGACUGCAUGGAACACGCUUUGACCGCCUGCCAUCCCCGCACCCGAUACUCAGCUGGCUGGGAUGCCAAGCUAAUCUACCUUCCCAUGAGCUACAUGCCCACCUUCCUGGUGGAUGCCAUUGUCUACUGGAGAAGCCCAAGACCCACUAAGGCUGUGUGACCCACGACUGUGGAGCAUAGUAGGGCGGAAUUGAGUACCAUGUGAGGGAGGGGACACAUCUGUGGAGUAUGGUGCAUUUGUUCACAUUCUCAGUAAUGUUAUUUAAGUAAAAGUAAAUAAUGGAGUCAAAGUUAUGCAUUUCUUAAAGCCAGGGAAGGUUACUGACCAAGGCAGUUUCUAAUAUUGCAGAAUCUUGUUUCUUUCCAAUGUUCCCAAGGUCAAACUCUGCCAGCCUCCACUCCCCUCACCAUCCCCAACUCACCAAAAACCCUGUAUUAUCAUCAUAAUUAGCUCGUUAUUAAUAUAAGGAAGGGAGCAAAGGGAAUCAAACAAUAAGCUUAAUAAACUGGGCAGCUGAGUCAAA
This is a messenger RNA of Molossus molossus (Pallas's mastiff bat), 1476 nucleotides long. RefSeq names its product retinol dehydrogenase 16-like. The record is from RefSeq and is a predicted model, not a curated record. Lineage: Eukaryota; Metazoa; Chordata; Mammalia; Chiroptera; Molossidae. Gene Ontology annotation, molecular function: oxidoreductase activity. Bases 159 to 1112 code for a protein of 317 amino acids. The transcript has 5 exons.